GCUAUUACAGGCGGCUAUGCUUGACGGAUAGCCUUUUCACUUUCUUUUAAACGGAAUAAUUAAUGUAUUUUCCAAACAGUCAGUCACUUGAAGUUCUGAGUACAGAAAGAAGCUGGUAGUCUCGAGGGUGGGCUGAGCUAUUUUGAGGGUUAUUCAACGAAACCUUUGCAACUAAGGUGGAUCCGGUAAAGUAAGGGUGCGUUCCGUAGUCUGCUCCACUUGUUUGGACCAAGAGAUGUGAAAAUUAGGGUAUACGCAAAGUCAAUCAUACUGCACAAAAAUGAUACAUUGUUGUCUACACCAUUUACAGCUUGACGUGACAUCUUACCGAUUGCAGUCCUUACAAAUAUCAAGAAGACCACAUUCCUCCACCGUGUCUUCCAUUUACCCCUAGUCGACCACGGAUGGAACUUCAUCUUUACGUACACAUAAGACGUAAUGGGAUUUGAGAGGCAGAUCACCCUUAUGAUUGGUUGUCUUGAGACACUCUUCUACGGAGGAACCAUAUUCGGCUGGCCAUCACUGGUAUUUGUACUCAAGGAUAUCGGCUACUUCGGCAAAGACUGUCUGCAGACCGGUGAUGACGUCACCACACCAGCCUCAUCGUCUUCCGCCUCGCCUCGUCCUCCCAAUGAGGAUCAUGGCUCAAUCGAUGACGAUGAUGCCUAUUUUACCAACUCUUCAUCGCUAGUCGCUUGUCCAACUCAAGACGCCAGUCUGCAGCUAAUGUAUUCAGUAGCCAUUGCAUGCCAGCUCUUCUCUUUCUUUCCCAUGGGUGUUCUUUUCGAUAUUUUGGGGACCAGAUUCACUCGACUCCUCUUUAGUGUACUCUUGCUGGCUGGGAACCUUUUGAUGGGGUUCAGCUCCCCCGAACUCCCGGGUCUACUCUAUCCAGGAACCAUCCUCAUGGUGGCAGGUGGCACAGCAGUCAUAAUCUCUAGCAUGGAGAUUGGUAAUCUGUUCCCGUCGCACAAAUCGACCGUCAUCACAGGUUUGCAGGGUCUGUACGGUUCAUCCCAAGUCGUCUUCUUCAUACUAAAGAUUGCCUACGAAGCCGGGUUCUCCCUUUACACAGCUUUCUUCAUCUCAGCCGGUUGCACCCUUCUCCUGAACAUAAACACCUUCAUCUUCUUACCUGUCAAUCAUAUACCUUGGCCACUCCCCCAGGACUACAAACUCACUAUCCAAUGCUUUAGCAGUCCACACAAGGCCCCGCCCCCUACCGCUUCUGAGAUGUACAACGAGGCGUAUGUAGUUGAUGGGGGGACAGCGGAGGAGGAGUCUCAAUCUGAUAUUCUUAAAGGGGAUCUGCAGACAACUAAAGUUGGCGAAAAUAAACCAACAACAACAGAGAACAAAAAUGACAGUUCAAAUGGACAAGCGCCCUCACCGUCCUCGACAGCCCCUGAUCCUCCACAGUGGGCCAAGUACACGUCACUCAGAUCUUGUAUACUGUCAUUCCCGUUCUGGGCCAUACUGCUAUGGCAGGCAAUCCUCGAACUCGAUGCCACUUUCACCUUAGGCGUCUUAAAUUAUUUCUUGACUAGACUAGCAAAGGGGGAUACGGCAGUUGUGAGUUCCUAUACAAAUGGCUUCAUCAUAAUACAGCUAACUGCUAUAUUAUUGGGUCCACUAGGAGGUCUAGUCGUCGAAAGGAAUAGGGCUGGACCAUGCAAAAAAGGAAACAAUACUAGAAGUUAUUACGAUGACAUUCUAGACUGCUGUCUUCCCCUCGCCCUACCAAGUCUCCUCUCAGCGGCUUACUCUGGUAUCUUCCUCAUUCCCAACUUGGAAGUCCAGUACUUGGCUUUUAUGAUCUUCACCUUCUUUCGUGUGUUUUUCUUUGGUACCGGACCUGUGAUCAUUGCUUCAAUAUUCCCACAGAAGUAUUUUGGGCGCAUAUACGGCGUGAUCCGCACUAUCACAGGCUGUGUUACUCUUCUCCAAUACCCAAUCUUUAUUCUGAUUCAAGAAUAUCUGGAUGAUGAUCCGUUCUAUGUGAUGAUUGGUUUUGCUGUGGCUGAUCUACUUACUUUAUUCUCACCCGUGUUCCUCUACAUCACAACCAAGAACAAGAUGAACAAUACUGACCAAAAUCAAACUCAACAAUGAUAAAUAAAUCGGACCUUUUUGAGAGGAUUUAGCAUUUUUUCAACUCGUUACUCUAAAAUGUCCCAAAGAUUCCCAAAUAGAAUAAUUUUUUUAUAUAAAAGUCAUGCGUUAAUGUAAUUAAGAAUUUGAUAUUAUCUUUCACGAGAAAAUAAAAGUAGCGUCCAAAAGAUAGAUAGCAAUAUUGUGCCUGUAAUAUCAAGUAUUAAGGAAUGUAUUAAUCGAAGUUGUAGUAGCAUGAGAAUAGUGAAACAUGAUUAUCUCGAUAGCUAAUGGUCGAAUGUGAUCGGCUGAAUCCAGGGGCGUAGGAAGACUAUUUGAAUAGUCCGGGGGGAGGGAAUUUUCGCACCAAAUUUACCGACAGGUUAGCCUAAAAUGGCACAAGCCACCCCCCCCCCCCCCCCUCCCCCACCAAAAUAAGAAAAAUAUUCAGAAUUUAACUUUAGUUUUGCUAACAAGGGUAAGAUAAUUUUGAAGAGGUUGGGGCGCCACACCCCUUUCACACUGCCCCUUCUAGAAUCCUCCUUAUAGAACAGAGUGUUUUAAUUUUCAUUCAAAAAAUCAUUUGCAUAACUAAAUCAACAUUUGUUAUUUAAACUUCUUCCGUCAUGUUUUUGUCUAAAUGUUGAGUGAAAAAGAAAUACUGGCUGAAGUAGAUUUAUAGCAGUAAGUGUUGCCAAAUUAGAUAAGAGUGUGGUAACAUUUAGGGGACUAUAGUUUAAAGCAUUAAUGAGCGAGAUUGACAUUCUUGUAACUAUUCAAAGUGCGGCAUGUACACUUGCUUUGCAUUUGAGUGAGUUGAAUAGAUAUGAUUAUGUUACCUCUAUAAAGUGAUUUAAUACUUCCAUGUCGCUACAGAAGUCUUGGUACGCACCAUGUGUACUGUUUAUUCUAUAAUAACUUCUUAUAAGCCUUGUUUUUAAAUAUUUUGCUAAUUGUUAAUUUUCCUCUCCUCAUAUUUGUUGAAAUUAUUCUCAGACCACAAUUUUUUAAUUUAUUCAUGUCUAAUAAAAUCCGUUUAGAUAUCACUAAAA
Molecule: messenger RNA, 3143 nt
Organism: Strongylocentrotus purpuratus (purple sea urchin)
Lineage: Eukaryota; Metazoa; Echinodermata; Echinoidea; Camarodonta; Strongylocentrotidae
Product: solute carrier family 43 member 3
Exons: 11
Coding region: 439-2112 (557 amino acids)
Biological process (GO): transmembrane transport
Molecular function (GO): transmembrane transporter activity
Source: RefSeq, a predicted model, not a curated record